AAACGGCAAACACCCUACUUUCUCCUUCCCCCAUUUUCCUCGUCGACUCCUCCGUCCAUUUGGCGUUCAGUUCAGAGCAUCUAAUCUCAGUAAAAACCCUAAACCUAAUUACUCAAAAUUUAGAGCGAUGUCCGUUCUGAUCGUGACUAGCGUGGGCGACGUCGUGGUGGAUCUUCACGCCGAUCGAUGCCCUUUGACCGCAAAGAACUUCCUCAAGCUUUGCAAGAUGAAGUACUACAAUGGCUGCUUGUUUCACAAAGUUGAGAAGGAUUUCAUGGCGCAGACCGGUGACCCUACCGGCACCGGCGCCGGAGGUGACUCCGUCUACAAAUUCCUCUAUGGUGAACAGGCUCGCUUUUUUAAGGAUGAAAUUCAUCCAGACUUAAAACAUUCUAAAAUGGGGACUGUAGCAAUGGCUAGUGCUGGUGAGGAUUGCAAUGCUUCUCAGUUCUACUUCACUCUGCGUGACGAUAUUGAUUAUCUGGAUGAAAAACACACGGUAUUUGGGCUUGUUGAAGAAAAAGAAGGCUUAGAUACCUUGGCAAAGAUAAACGAAUCACUUGUUGAUGAUAAAGGCAGACCAUUUAAAGACAUAAGGAUUAAACAUACAUACAUUUUGGAUGAUCCAUUUGAAGAUCCUCCUCAGCUUUCUGAAUACAUUCCUGAUAAGUCUCCAGAGGGCAAACCACAUGAUGAGACAGCAGAGGAGCGCCUGGAAGAUACUUGGGUGCCCAUGGAUGAAAAAUUAGCACCAGAAGAACUUGAGGAGUUGAUUCGUGCUAAAGAUGCUCAUACUAAUGCAGCUAUUCUAGAGAGUAUAGGAGACAUCCCAGAUGCUGAGAUAAAGCCACCGGAGAAUGUCUUAUUUGUUUGCAAACUUAAUCCAGUCACUCAGGACGAGGAUUUAUUUACAAUAUUUUCUCGUUUUGGGACCGUAACAUCAGCUGAUAUAAUUCGUGAUUAUAAGACUGGAGAUAGCCUAUGCUAUGCUUUUAUUGAGUUUGAAACCAACGAGGCAUGUGAACGGGCUUUUUUCAAGAUGGACAAUGUGUUGAUUGAUGACCGCAGAAUACAUGUGGAUUUCAGCCAAAGUGUUUCCAAAUUGUGGAACCAAUACAGACAUGGUAAAGGGAGUCAAGAUCGUAAAGGUGGCUGCUUCAAGUGUGGUAAUACUGAUCACAUUGCCCGGGACUGUCAACAAGGCUCCAAUAACAAGCAGCAAGGACCAAAAUAUGUUCUGAAAAAUGAUCAGACCCAACACGGCGGAGAUGGUCGCAAGAGGUAUGACAUGGUGUUUGAUGAAGAUCUGGAAGACAAAAAUAUUAGAUAUGAUGAUAAAAAUAGAGCUGACGAGAGAGCAGAUGACCGAGCACACAGAGAUCACAGGAGAAGCUUGGAAAGCAGUCACCGACCGAAGGAUGAGAGAGAUUAUAGGAGAUCUGAGAGCGAUAGGUAUAGGAGAGAGGAUUACCAUGAAAGAAAGAGGAGAGAUCGAGAUGAUGCAUGUGCAAAUAGGGAAAGAAAAAGAAGGAGACCGAGAUGAUGAUAUGUCCCUGGAAAGAAAGAAAAGAGAUCGAGAUGAUAAUAAGUACAGGGAAAGA
Messenger RNA from Asparagus officinalis (garden asparagus), 1601 nucleotides. RefSeq names its product peptidyl-prolyl cis-trans isomerase CYP59. The record is from RefSeq and is a predicted model, not a curated record. The transcript is spliced from 14 exons. Gene Ontology annotation, molecular function: zinc ion binding; peptidyl-prolyl cis-trans isomerase activity; RNA binding. Bases 128 to 1543 code for a protein of 471 amino acids. Gene Ontology annotation, biological process: protein peptidyl-prolyl isomerization. Lineage: Eukaryota; Viridiplantae; Streptophyta; Magnoliopsida; Asparagales; Asparagaceae. Gene Ontology annotation, cellular component: nucleus.